Puntigrus tetrazona (Sumatra barb) is the source of this 345-nucleotide messenger RNA. RefSeq names its product B-cell receptor CD22-like. NCBI's taxonomy places the organism in Eukaryota, Metazoa, Chordata, Actinopteri, Cypriniformes, Cyprinidae. Gene Ontology annotation, molecular function: transmembrane signaling receptor activity. Gene Ontology annotation, biological process: cell surface receptor signaling pathway. The record is from RefSeq and is a predicted model, not a curated record. The annotation marks the transcript as partial. The transcript is spliced from 3 exons.
AGACUUUAACACAGUCUGUGUUUAACCGUCUGUCAUCAUUCAGUCAGUAUGGAGCUCAGUCAACUUCCUCUUGUGUUCUUGCUGAUUUCAAAUAUCUACUCUGAACAAACUCAAGAAAAACUGAAACCCAGAGUGAUCAUUAAACCUGAUCAACAUGUGUUCAGAGGAGAAACAGUCACUCUCAGAUGUGACAUAUAUGAUGAAGGAGUCACUAGCUGGAGAUACUUCUGGUAUAAAGAAGGUUUAGGCAGUGUUUUCAAGUAUGGACAGGAACACACAUUCAGUUCUGUUUCUGAGUCUGACUCAGGUGAAUACUCCUGUGAUAGAUUUAAUGGAUCGAAUGGG